UUUUUUUUUUUUUUUUUUUUUUUACCAUUUAUCCCUUUCCCUUUUGCCCAAAAUAAAAACUUUAUAAAUGAGCCAAGAUAUGUCAGACACCGAAUGCAAUACCACAGAACAAAUCAAUGAUAUCUUGUCGCAUACACCUCAGCCGCCUAUUAAAAUUAGAAAGAAGCCAGGACGUAAGCCCAAUCCAGCUUCCCCGGCACUGCGUAAAGCACAAAAUAGAGCCGCACAAAGAGCAUUUCGAGAGCGUAAAGAGCGACACAUGCGAGAACUUGAAAUAGCCAUCAAGCAAAUUCGUGAACAGAGAGAUAAAUUACAUUCAGAAAAUGAACAGUUCAAAGCCGACCAAGAAAUUAUGCGUUCGGAAAACUGGUAUCUGAAAGGAAUCGUACUGACUUUACAGUUGGUAUGUUUCCAGCACAACCUAGUCAUUCCCCAGCACGGACCUUACAUCAAUGAACAGGCUUUGACUGUACUUGCGCAAUCGAUUCCUGAAUCUAUUUCUACUUAUAUUAGCGUCAAUGCUAAUAAUAAACUGCCAAUUCCACCGAAGUUAUUCGGCCAUACCCAUACAAUGAAGCAACGUGACCGAUACCUCUCAUCGGGCUCAAUAGUGAUUACUAAAGGUGGCAUUCACGCUGUACCAGAUGUCUGCAAUUCUCCACGGCAAGAAACAGGCGAUUCAACACCCGCACCAAUGACUGAAUCUACCCCAACUGAAACUUCGACUACUACCCUGGAGGGAACAUUUAGCCCUGAUGUUCCCACUGAUGAAAAUCUUGUGCACCCAUUUGACGAACGAGAAACAAGCAUACCACCACUUUCCCCGGGUUCUGUGCGUUCAGAUUCUGAAUCCCGGGAGUCGCCUAUUCUAAAUUCGUUACAUACUAACAGUAACAGCAAUAUUCCUAAACCAGUCAUGCUAACUGAGGAACCACUCACUUCAAACCUUGCUGCUGUUCAAGCACUCCGACUUCGACUCAGAUUGCAGUCAGCUUGCGUACGAAUGGACGCAGCGCCAUUUGCUAUUCAACCUACUAUUUUGCAGUUGACAAUACCACAUGACCCUCGUAUUGAUUUGAUUCCAACCGCCCACAUGCGGGAUAGAAUGAUUCUUUUUAGAGACCAAUUUGAUUUAGAUGACUGUUUCCGAUGUCUUUUAGGCCACUCUGUGUUUCACGGCGGGGACCCAGCUGUUGCAGCUAACUGGCAAUUACCUCCCGAAUUUUUUGAAAAGUAUUGGUUUUUGACUAUAGACUAUGACCUUCGUCGAACUACCAAUAAGUGGCGACGUCUUCAAGGCUUAAAUGACCUUGAUUUUAAGCAGCAACAGCAACAAGCAGACGGAAAGAAGUCUCAACCUGACUUGGAAGGUCCUCCUACGACGCAGAAAUUGGACUUUACAGAUCUUUCUGCACUCUUGGGUAUUGACUUUUGGAAAAUUGCUCAACAAAAGUGUACACCCUCAAAUAAACCAGUGGAAACCAAUGACGAUUUCUCCUAUGCUUCCUCACUUUCAUCAAGCAAUUCAUUCAACUCGAAUCAUUCGGCACUGCAGGUACCACCAAAUACAGCACAUGAAGAGGAUUCUGCGGACUCUUUCCAACCCGUCCGUCUAACCAAUGGCUAUACAUUUCCCCCGAAAAUUUCAAAAGAACCGUCUCAUCAAAAAUCGCCAGCGAAACGCCACCAUCCAUAUCAAAAACCAACCACAUCCAAACCGUCUGUCACUUUUACACAGGAUUUAGCUAGCACAUGUGAUCCAUGGGAUACAUUGUUAAUAGAUCCAUUGUCAAAUACAGGCGACGAUUACGACAUGUUAGACCUGAAUUUCUACUAAAACUAGCCGUAAAAAUUAAGGCCCUCAAUGUUGGCCUAGCCGUUUCAUCCCACUAUAAAGCUAUAUAUUUUGCACUGUAUCAUGUCAAAAUUUAAAUUUUUUUAUUAUACCAAUUUCAUCAACUUUUUUCUACAAAAUAAACUAUUUGUUGUACAACGCUCGUUGUGUCUCCGCAAACUUCAUUUAUAAUCUAUUAAAUUUACAAAAAAAAAAAAAAAAAAAAAAAA
Molecule: messenger RNA, 2064 nt
Organism: Mucor mucedo
Lineage: Eukaryota; Fungi; Mucoromycota; Mucoromycetes; Mucorales; Mucoraceae
Exons: 2
Coding region: 68-1837 (589 amino acids)
Biological process (GO): regulation of DNA-templated transcription
Molecular function (GO): DNA-binding transcription factor activity
Source: RefSeq, a predicted model, not a curated record